Molecule: messenger RNA, 2421 nt
Organism: Oryzias melastigma (Indian medaka)
Lineage: Eukaryota; Metazoa; Chordata; Actinopteri; Beloniformes; Adrianichthyidae
Product: mas-related G-protein coupled receptor member B5-like
Exons: 4
Coding region: 867-1772 (301 amino acids)
Biological process (GO): phospholipase C-activating G protein-coupled receptor signaling pathway; positive regulation of Rho protein signal transduction
Cellular component (GO): membrane
Molecular function (GO): G protein-coupled receptor activity
Source: RefSeq, a predicted model, not a curated record
UCAAGCUUAGCAUCAUGCAGAAGAGCAGGUGUUAGCUUAGACUGGAUGUCGGCUAACGCGGUUUUAAGCUCUUCCAGAUCAGCUUCAAGAUUUUUCUUCGGUGCCAUGUUCAACUCUCCUCAUUGAGUUGAGGGGAGCUGGAGACACACGUCUGCUCGUGACCCGGAACCAGAAAUAAAUAAAGAAUAAAUUAGAAGAACAGUGGUAUUGUGAUUGACAAGUAAAAUUUUGUUUAAAUUCUAUCAAUCCAAUUUGUACCCAGAUUCUUCAGAUCUACAGUUGUUACUUUUCAGAUGUCUUUUUAUUGACUUACCUUUUAGAACCUUGAGCUUUAGUAAAUGCAAUGCAUUUUUAUUAAUGUACACUGUAUAUUUCUUUUUAUUUGGUUCCCUGAUUCAUGUAAAUUGUGUAACAUGAAAGACGCCAAAACAGUUCUAUGCAAAACGGGAGUGUGCUUCAAAGUAACAGAGGAGAUUUUAUCAUUUAGUUCCUGGAAAGUAUUAAAAUAAUUAUGUAAGUUUCUCUAAAAGAUGCCAUUUGGAAACUUUGAUCAAACUUUAUGUAUUCAAUUGAAAUUAAACAGUUAAAUAGAUUAGGGUUAACAUUACAUCAUUUUAUUACAAAUUAAAGGUUUGUGGUCAUUUGCAUAAUUCGGUAGAAAAGGUUGCUACAUUGUGUGCAAGUCAGUCAUCAAUCAUCUGUUGUCUUUUUAAGAAUACAUUUUCCUGCUAACCAUGAAUAUUUAUAGGUUAAAAUUAAAGACAUGUUUACCAGAAACCACACAUCAUCCUACUGUCUUUUUGCUGCCGAUGAGGACACACCAAGAUCUGUUGUAAAGCAAAGACAAAAAGGUUUCAACUUGGAUUAUGGAUUACAUUGACGAUGAGACCUCUUUUAAAAACUGGAGCUGCUCCUACUACUAUGAUUACUACCAAGACAGUAAUGAUUAUUAUUGUGGCUGCUACAAAGGCUUUGUUAGACUAGCAGCAUUACUGUCUGCUGCCAGCAUCGGAUUACCUUCAGCCUUUAUGACCAUCUUUGCCCUAAAUUCAUUGGCAAAAACAGAUGAGAUUGCUCCUGUGUACAUCAUCAACCUUUUAUUUUCUGACGUUAUUCAGUUUUGCUUCAUGAUUAUUAAAGAGGCAAAAGAUGAUUUUGAUUUUUGUUCUCCAAUACCUUACAUUCAAUACUAUGGUGUGAUGGUCAGCAUCUGCUUCAUGGUGGUUAUCUCCUUGGAAAGGUAUUUGUUAAUCAAUCAGCCGCUGUGGUACACAUUCAUAGGAAAUGUCAGAACAUCCAGAAUUGUCUGUGUCGGGAUCUGGUUCCUUCCUCUUCUGGACCUCCCGAUCUAUUUUCAUGCUGGUGACCAUGGUAACUUCAUUAGAGCUUUAAUGAUGCUCAUUCCUGUCCCUCUGUUCAUCUUUUUCCUGUUUGAGACUCUGAAGACAUUAAUCAGACCCGGCAGCAUUCCCACAGACGAAAAGCAGAGAAUUGUGGCAUAUCUGAGCCUAGUUUUGAUCAUCUAUGUCAUAAUAUUCUUUCCAUACAUUGUUUUCUGUUUAUCCCAAUCAUCUAAUCAACGAUUUGAAGAUGCAGUUUUCAUUCUUUUGUAUUUAAAUCCCUGGACAGACUUUCUCCUGUGUGUUUCUAAUAGGAAAAAAAUGUGUGACAAACUUUUGGCUUUUCUGUGUUGCAAACGGGGCCAUCAAGAUUCCAACAACCCAACUCUAGAAAAUGACACACAGUCAAGCAAUCAGAUUCAGACUGUGUGAAGUUGUGUACACACCAGGCAUGUGAUGUGCAAUCAUGAACAUGCUAAACAGGGAAUCUUGAACACGUUUUUAAGAUGUUUUGCUUACGCUGGACUGUUGCUACCGGAUACUAGCACAUGUUCAUAGUUGGAGGACACCUUUUGCAAAAUGUCAAAGCAGUGCAAAUCUUGCUCCAGGCUUUUACCUUCACAGGUUUACAGCGGUAAAUGAAAGAUGUGGUGUCAUAUAAUUCUGGCUGGACAAAAAACACAAUUGUUAUUUCUUCUCUACGAUUAAUUUUCAAACGGUUGGCACUUCAGAGUUUUGAGAAGAACGUUGCCUAUAAUUGUCUUUAAAAAAUCAUAGUGACUAAUCUUCAUUUCUAUAGUUGUUAGUUUUAUUUCUUCAUGAAAGGAACUUAACAGGAUCUUUUUUUUUUUAGCUUUAACUGUUAUAUUUUUCCUUAACUACAGUUUAUUGUGUGUAUUCAAUGCUUACUCUAAAAUGUACUGUAUUUACUGUAAAUCAGAUUAACUGGACUCUUGUAUCUCCCUGUAUCCAUUUUAAUGCCAUAUGAUGUUUAUUGUUAAAAGAAUGUAUUGUUUUCUUUUAAUGUCUUUGUGUACACAGUUUGAAUAAUUAUUUAAUUGAAAUGACAAUUUGAAAACUA